This is a messenger RNA of Eptesicus fuscus (big brown bat), 612 nucleotides long. RefSeq names its product general transcription factor IIH subunit 5 (gene GTF2H5). NCBI's taxonomy places the organism in Eukaryota, Metazoa, Chordata, Mammalia, Chiroptera, Vespertilionidae. Gene Ontology annotation, cellular component: transcription factor TFIIH core complex; transcription factor TFIIH holo complex. The transcript has 3 exons. Gene Ontology annotation, biological process: transcription by RNA polymerase II; nucleotide-excision repair; nucleotide-excision repair, preincision complex assembly. The coding region runs from base 169 to 384 and encodes 71 amino acids. The record is from RefSeq and is a predicted model, not a curated record.
ACCCCGCCUCCCACCCUCCUGGGCGUCGCCGGCGCGAUGACGUAACGCGUUGCGUGCUCUGUAGGCGACGCUGGAGAGCUGCUGGUUCUGUGGGCGGAGGUGCGUGGCGUCUGCUCCCAGAACGGGAGGGCCAAGUGAGGUCAUCUGCUGCUUCUGACUGAGGAAAAGAUGGUCAACGUCUUGAAAGGAGUGCUUAUAGAAUGUGACCCUGCCAUGAAGCAGUUUCUGCUGUACUUGGAUGAGUCAAAUGCCCUAGGGAAGAAGUUCAUCAUUCAAGACAUUGAUGACACGCAUGUCUUCGUAAUAGCAGAGUUGGUUAAUGUCCUCCAGGAGCGAGUAGGUGAAUUAAUGGACCAAAAUGCUUUUUCUCUUACCCAGAAGUGAAAAUAUUAGAUAUUAAAAGUAACAGAUGCAAGAGACUCAUCACUUAGUAUCUUACGUGACAGGCGAGACUUAGAGCCUUGCUAAGAAGCAUGCUGCGGGAAAGACCCGGGGAUCAUUUGUUCAGAAAAAAGCCCCUGAGCUGAUAUUCUUGUUCUGUUCUUUUGUGUGUGUGGUUUUCUUUUUUUUACUACAUGUACCCUAGAAUUAAAAAAACACACAAAACUUUAA